Anopheles stephensi (Asian malaria mosquito) is the source of this 13234-nucleotide messenger RNA. It is a transcript of the gene Pi3K92E, whose product is annotated as phosphatidylinositol 4,5-bisphosphate 3-kinase catalytic subunit beta isoform. Gene Ontology annotation, cellular component: plasma membrane; phosphatidylinositol 3-kinase complex; cytoplasm. The transcript is spliced from 6 exons. NCBI's taxonomy places the organism in Eukaryota, Metazoa, Arthropoda, Insecta, Diptera, Culicidae. The coding region runs from base 3609 to 7067 and encodes 1152 amino acids. Gene Ontology annotation, molecular function: 1-phosphatidylinositol-3-kinase activity; 1-phosphatidylinositol-4-phosphate 3-kinase activity. Gene Ontology annotation, biological process: phosphatidylinositol-mediated signaling; phosphatidylinositol-3-phosphate biosynthetic process; cell migration. The record is from RefSeq and is a predicted model, not a curated record.
CACACACACAACAAACAUCCCGAAAACCUUUUGGUGGGUUGCUUAUUUUUGUUCCCUGGAAAGGUUAUUUUUUGGCCCAUUCCCCGGCAGAAACGACGAGGAGGGGCGUAAAAGGAGGCAGGCGGGCGGGCGUGCGGUGUCUGAUUCUACCGUCGAAAUCACCGUCAUCGCCGUCAUCGCCGUGUUUUUUCUUCCCUCCGCGGAUAGUUGUGUGUGGCUUUUGUUGUUAUUGUUGUUGUUGGUUGUGUCUUACCGACGACGACUCUCUCCCACAACAUCACACCGAGCGAGGCUCGAUUUUCGGGUUGAAAACAAAAAAAAACAGACCCUUGGGGGGCAGGUUUUACGCAGCUGAAGUGUGGUGUGAAGAAAAUUCGCGUGCGUGUGUGUGUUUAUACCGCACAGCACGGCAUCGCACAGAGCCAACAGCAGCAGCAGCCGUGUGUUGCAUCUUGUGGAGUCUGCUCACAAGAGAAAGCACACAAACACAACACAGGUAUACGCGUCUCGAUAUCCUCAUCCUAGUUUCCGAGCCGCGUGUGUGUGUGUAUGUCAAAAGGGCGUGAGAAAAUACUGUGUGCCCACACUGUCUGUGCAUCUAGCUUUGGAUCCAGUGGGCCAGCUCCCCAUCGUUCAAAACACACCGAAGAAGCAACAGCAGUGAUACGACUACCGGGGCGCAGCGGCUACUUGGUGUUUGCUGCGGAGUGUGUUAAACUUCUUGCAGGUGGAGCCCUUCACAAAAAGCAACAAUAAUUGCACCACAGCAAGGGCUUUCCUUUACGGGAUAGCGGCGGGUCGAUGGUUGCUGUAGCAACGUGGAGAAUGGCAAGAGCCGAACGCAGGAAGAAGAUGGUAGCGGUGUUCGCACGGUGCUGCUAAUGAUGCCGUGAUCUCUACCCGUGUGUGUGUGUGUUCGUGUGCGUUUAGCUGCGUGCCUGCAGAAAAGCAAAAAAAAAACAUGCAAACUCCAAAAACAAAAAAUUGCAGCUGCAACAACACCGGAUAUAUCCAUGCGUAAAGCAGGAGAGGCGGGAGUGUGGAAGACACACACACACACACGCACAACCGAGAGACGCAGACAGAUAGCAUGUGACGCUGUGUCGAAGGGAAAGUAAGGAAAAGAACAACAAACCACACGCACAAAAGUCAUAGGCUAGACGAAGCAAAAGGAAGCAAAAGAAAAACAAAAACCUUCGGCCGUAAAAGAAGUUGACCGGCGGAUGGGUGCGUGCAAAAUACACAUAAACACACAAACACAAACGCGAUAUUAGCGGGGGAAAAAAUGCCAUUUUCGCCAAGGCUCUCCUCCUGUCGCAUUUUAUUAUAUUUCGCCGUCGGGAAAUAAAAUGCACCUCCAAAUCACCGUCCUCCGUGUCACAACCAGCUUGAACCGAGCGAUCGAUCCGGCCCCAUAAACGUGCAGCCACGCAUCACAAGUGACAAACAAACACAGGCCCGCAGCCAGAGACACAACAAAAACAAUCGAACCGCCGCGCUCGUUCGCCCGCUGUUGUUGGUACUGUAGUGUGGUGGUGCUGCCAUUAGCCGGGAAGUUGUUGCGUACUGCUGGCCGAAAAAUUAAAAAACAAACACCGAUAAACACACCGCCAACACGCGCCGAAAGGAUCGAGGGAAGGACAGGAACAGGACGCGGAGGACGAGGAGCCGUCUGGAGACAGAGCCGAUUGUUUGGUGUCGCUGGAUGGCUGGAUGACGAUACAGAUACACACUCACUCACACCACAGCAAAACAGAAGCCUGCGACAAGGCAAAGUUCAAGGAUACAGGCACAUCCAAGGAUAAAGGCGGUUCUUUUUUGCGUGUGUAUGUGUGUGCCGUACACACGUACUUCACUGUGUGUUUGUGUAUUUCGGUUGGAGAGAAAGGAAGUGGUUUUGUUGUUGUUGUUGUAUGUGCGCGAGUAGCCCCUUGUUACCGGGCGCGUUGUUGCGGGUGCGUCAGAACGUGCGUGUGUGCUGCCGUAAUACCGAGCGACGGACAAAGAAACGAAGCAGCAGCACCGCGAGUGAAUCCGGACGAGAAACCGCCUAGCGAUGGUGCGUCGGACAGUGUAAGCGGUGCUGCGUCCUUGGCAAAUCCUGGACCACUUGUUAGAAGAAAGAAAAGCCAUCUUUGAAAGAAAAGCGUUCAAGUGCGUAUGUGACCGUGUCGUGUGUGCGUGUGUGAGCAAGAUAAAGAGCAUCGCGUUAAUCCUUUCCCGUUUUCCGUGCUUCCAUCCAACACCAGCACAGCAGCGAUCAAAACCUGGGUUCGUUCCGCCCGGCAUCUUGGUCAACGAUCAAAGCGAAGAAAGUGAAAGAAAGCCGACCACCACCACCCACUCGCCCCAUAAAAUUGAAUCGCAAUCAAAUCAAAUUCGGAAAACGGCACGUGACGACGACUCAUCUCACCCCACCCGGGGAUAUCGUGUGUCUGUGUGUGUGUGUGUGGGGGGCUAGGUGCGCGACGGGUGGUGUGGUGUACCGCACAAACAACGUAUCAACCAUGCGGUGGUCACAGCUGUACAGCGGUCCACUUCCAUCCGUUCCGAUUGAGCAUCCGAAGGCGACGCAAUGCAGCAGGAAAUGCAAACCAACGCACGGCACCCACUACUAAGGAAACGGAGACGUCGAAGAAAAAAACAUGCCACAAACGGCCAAGCAAAAGCAGCCGGUAAUAUGCUACGGAUGGCUGGUAGAAGGAAUGCAUUGACCAUAUGAGGCCAGCUGAUGGAACGUCGUGUCGUUCGCGCGAAUGAGCAAUCGAGAGAGACCGUCGCCACCCCACCGACGACGCGCCGUACACACCAACUCUCUGUUCCACGACCGGGCCACCGAACGAGAUUCCGGCCUGUGGUGUGUUGCUCAACCCCCACUGUAAGAUCGAUAUCAGUGUAUGGUCAUCUAGCAACGAGAAGCGUGCCUACGGGAAAGCGUUUUUCGACGCCUUACGAGAAAACAAAAAGGCAACACAAGUAAUUUCGAUUGUAAUAUAGAGCAAAGCACCGUCACGGUUUUAGUGCAUAUCCGCUGAGCGAUAAGAGGUUUUUGGUGUAGUGUGUAAGGCACCACACACUAUUCUAUAGCCGGCACAAGUCCGUGCCCGCACGCGUCAAAGUAAUACGGUGUGAACGUUUUUAAGAUGAUACGGAAAAAUAUGUAAGUGUACCGUGUGGUGUGUACCGGCUACCACGAAUAUGUGGGGUUGUGUGUCCGCCAUCCGCCAAACAAGUCAAACGGCCUCGUGUAUGUACUACACUGGAACACUGCAAGCGGCAAGCGGAGUUUUAAUCGAACCAGGAAGUGAAGGAAACAAACUUUUAAGUGUUUAGUGUAAAACCAACACAUGUGCAAAAGCUAUUUUAAUGAAAACACACCCCCCCCCUCCCGGGAGGACAUAAAAUAUCAGGUGCGGAGUUUUGAAACGUAAGUCAAACGGGAUUGAACCAUUCCAAUUUAGUAGUGUCGUGUGUCGCCAAUCGAGGAAUAUUUGCGUAUUAGUGUCGUUAUUAUACACACGCUUCCGGAGGAACUUUGGUUUAGUGGGAACGAGUUCCUGACGGGGGGGAGAGAGAGAGAGAGAGAAGGUUUGGUGGAACGGCAGGAAAUGAAACAGGAGCAAACGACUACCACCAUGAAGCGUACCGCACACUCGACCCUGCCGGGGAACGAUCCCAGUUGGCAAGUGCCGCACCGGAUCUAUCUCCAGCAGCAACAUCAGCAGCAUCUGCACCAGCAGCAGCAGCAGCAGCAGCCAAUGCAGCAGCGCCCAUUGUUCGAUUACGAGUUUUGGAAGAAUCCGGACGAGUUGACCGAGCUACACUUCCUGAUGCCGAACGGGGUGAUGAUCACGAUGUGCAUACCCAUCCACAUCACGCUGGAGGAGCUGAAGACGGAUGUGUGGGAAGAAGCGGAGCGUUACCCGCUGUACUGCCACCUGGGCGACAAAAACAAGUACUGCUUCAGCACGCUGGCGUCGGGCCGAACGAACUGUAACACGACGCACGAGAAUGAGGCAACGCGGCUGAUGGACGUCCAGCCAGCGCUCGGCAUUUUGCGCUUCGUCGAGCGGACCAACGUGUCGGAGGAUACGAAGCUGAUGGAGAACAUCAGCAUCCUGCUGGAUAGCAAGCUACCGAUGAAGACGCUCGUCAACCCGGAAGUGAACGAUUUCCGCGCGAAGAUGAGCUUGCUGAGCGAGGAGAUCGGCAGCCGGCGGGCGGCGAUGACGCGCAUGGAGCGUAUCGCCUACCAGUACCCGGCCAAGCUGGUGAGCGGCUCGCACGUACCGGACCAGAUCAGUCGGCGGCUCGCGAACGUGGAUGGGCAUUUCUGUGUGGUGGCGAUCAGUACCGACAUGCAGGUGACGGUGAAGGUACCGUGCCGGGCAACGCCGGACGAGGUGCUUAACCGGAUACUCGAGAAGAAGCGUAUCUCGAUGAAGGCCCGGAUGGAUAAUAGCAGCGACUUCAUACUGAAGGUGUGCGGACGGGAAGAGUACAUCUACGGUGCAUACCCGAUGAUCAGCUUCCAGUACGUGCAGGACUGUUUGUCGCGUGACGAGACGCCCACGUUUGUGCCGCGGUUGGUACGGUCGGUGGAGGUGUUCAAGAACGAUAUCUACGACGCGCGGGAUGACUUUACGCAGUGGUCGAGUACGACCGCCACCACGAACACCACGUCCUCGGCGCUGGUGUCAACGUCCAGUUCCGUGUCAACGAUGUCGCUCGUGUCCGUCGGUAAGCACAACAGCAGUAUUGCAAGUACAGGUAGCAGCAGCGUCUACAGCAGCAGUAGUCAAUCGCAACAAUCGCACACGCUGCGCAAGGUGAAGUAUGUCACCAGCUGGGAGGUUGAUACGAAGCUGCAGUGCACGGUACAGGAGAUCCGCGGCCUGAACAUUGAGUCCGACAAGGAGCUGGGCGUGCAGCUGGGUCUGUUUCACGGUGGGAAAUCCCUCUGCAAGACGGCACGGACGCGCACGGUCACCGUGAACAGUGGUAAGGCCGUGUGGAACGAAACGAUCUGCUUCGAUAUCAACGUGAGCAACGUGCCGCGCAUGGCACGGCUCUGUCUGGUGGUGUACGAGAACAUGCGCACGACCAAGAGCACGGGCAUCCGGACGCGCCGCACCAAGGACGGACUGAUCAAUCCAAUCGCGUGGGUCAACACGAUGGUGUUCGACUACAAGAACCAGCUCAAAUCGGACUCGGUAACGCUGUACACGUGGGACUACGCCGAGGACGCCCAGUCGGAGGACAUCCUGCAUCCGCUCGGGACGGUCGAACCGAACCCCAAUCGGGACAACAAUAUGUUCGUGUCGAUGCUGCUAAGCUUUGGACCGUACGGACCGGAAGGGCGCAUCAUCGUGUACCCAGGCGAGGAGGAACUGUUGGCCCACGCCGCCAAGAUGAGCCACCGGAACGAGCAUCUGAAUCGCGAGAGCGCGGAGGAUACGCGCUCGAUCAAAGCGAUCAUGUCGGCGUACAUGUACAACGACCGGCUGAACGAUAUCCACGAGCAGGAUCGUAACGCGAUUUGGGCGAAACGGCGCGAGUGCAUGCUGCAGAUGCCGCAGGGUCUGCCCUGCUUGCUGUACUGCGUCGAGUGGAACAAUCGGGACGAGGUGUCGGAGAUAGUGUCGCUGCUGCAGGAGUGGCCCAAGCUGCUGAUCGAGCGCGCACUGGAACUGCUCGACUACGCGUACGCGGACAAGUACGUGCGCCGGUACGCGGUGGACUGUUUGCGCACGAUCGAGGACGAUGAGCUGCUGCUGUAUCUGUUGCAGCUGGUGCAAGCCCUCAAGCACGAGUCGUACCUGAACUGUGAUCUGGUGUACUUCCUGUUGCAGCGUGCCCUCCACAAUCAGCACAUCGGUCACUAUCUGUUCUGGCAUCUGCGGUCCGAGUUGUCCGUACCGUCGGUCCAGGUGCGGUUCGGGCUUAUACUCGAGGCGUACCUGCUCGGCAGCCCGGAACAUGUGGGUGUCCUGUUGAAGCAGAUGCAGUGCCUGCGCUACUUGCAAAUCUGCUCGGACAACGUGAAGAAGGGCAGCAAGGAGAAGGGCCGGGCACUGCUGAUGGAGCAGCUCGCGAAGGAGGGCCAUCUGACGAGUGAUUUGAUCAGCCCGCUGAAUCCAAGCUUCCGCUGCAAGGCCGUCCGCACGGAGCGGUGCAAGGUGAUGGAUUCGAAGAUGCGCCCACUGUGGAUCGUGUACGAGAACAGCGACCCGAACGGAGACGAUAUACACAUGAUCUUCAAGAACGGGGACGAUCUGCGGCAGGAUAUGCUGACGCUGCAGAUGCUGCGCAUUAUGGACCGCAUCUGGAAGAGCCACGGGUUCGACUUCCGCAUGAACCCGUACAGCUGCAUCAGCACCGACCACAAGCUCGGCCUGAUCGAGGUGGUGCUGAACGCGGAAACGAUCGCCAACAUCCAGAAGGAGCGGGGCAUGUUUUCCGCUACGUCACCGUUUAAGAAGGGUUCCCUGCUGGCGUGGUUGCGCGAGCACAACAACACGGACGAGCUGCUCGCGAAAGCGAUCCAGGAGUUUACGCUGAGCUGCGCGGGGUACUGUGUGGCAACGUACGUGCUGGGCGUUGCCGACCGCCACUCGGACAACAUUAUGGUGAAGAAGACCGGCCAGCUGUUUCACAUCGAUUUCGGCCACAUUUUGGGCCACUUCAAGGAAAAGUUUGGCUUCCGGCGGGAGCGUGUACCGUUCGUGCUGACCCACGACUUUGUCUACGUGAUCAACAACGGGCGGACCGAUCGGGAGGCACAGGAGUUCUGCCAUUUCCAGACACUUUGCGAAGAGGCUUUUCUUAUUCUGCGCCAGCACGGAUGUCUCAUACUGUCGCUGUUCUCGAUGAUGAUUUCUACCGGCCUGCCGGAACUGUCCUCGGAGAAGGAUCUCAACUACCUUCGAGAAACACUGGUUUUGGACAAAACGGAAGAGGAAGCGCGCACACAUUUCAAGCACAAGUUCAGCGAAGCGCUUGCCAACUCGUGGAAAACGUCACUCAACUGGGCGUCGCACAACUUCUCCAAGAACAACCGUCAGUGACAGCAGUCCUAUGCCGGGCGGAACCAUCAAACGAUGUAGUGUAGUGUGUUGGUGGUAGUAGCAGUAGUAGGUAGUUGUAGGAGGGGGAGGGAGCCUGUUGGUGAGAGAGAGGCGAGAGAGAGAGAGGUGCAAGACUUUCCGACCUGGUUGUAGCAGGUUAUCCUGGUAUGUAUACACACACACACACACACACACCGCUCUUCCCCUUUUUCCUUCCGGUGGUGGGUUAGACUUUGAAUUGUAUUCCUUGCUCUUGCCCUUGUAUUCAUGCACCAGUCACUUACAUCCUUAACCGUAUUUCCAAUCUCCAAUGGAAGGAAGAAGCCAACGGCCACGGCCAUGAAUUAAGUGAAACGAGCGAGAGAGAGAGUAGGAAAAUGUUGAUUUUCUGAAGGGCAUUUUCCGGAUUGUACACAGAAUUAUUAAUGUUUCGCUGUGUGGUACAAUGUUGAAGUUAGUGAAUUUUUGAGUUUUAUUUUCAUUUUUGUAUUUCGCCCUAUUUCAUACACAGACAUAUUAUUAUGCUGGGAGCAAUUAGCCCCCACAAGACAUCAGGAAAUUCAUGAACAGAACUCACGGACUCAAUACGGACUCGAUAACGCAUAUACACGCACAUGCAAGAAAGUAUGAAGUUAGGAAGAGAGUAGUAUUAGUAAUAACCGAUUUUUCCCCCCUUUUUUGUCACACAAUCGCUCUAGUGUGGCAGGGCAUAUGGAGUUGAGCAGGACACCGAACAAGGAAAUUACCCGACGCGCGAAGCAAAGGAAACAUGAAAAACAUGAUUGAAUUUUUUUCUCGCUGUACAAUUGAAUAAAAUAGGAAUGAACAAUUUAUAAAAGGGCCGGCUAUACCAUGCUAAAUUGAUUAGCCAAAAUUUGAACAUACUUGGCGCACUCUACCACAUGGUAGUGUUGGAAGCAACAGCCACCGCAAUACGCGCGUAUUCAACCCAGAUAAUUGGUUUUCACUUCCCAAAAUUAGGAUAAAUUAUCCUACUUCUAAGUUACGAAAUUCAAAUAUUUCUUUUCACCUUAUAAUAGUUUCACCUUUUCUGUUUGACGUUUUGGUUGUUUUUUUUUUUUUUAGAACAUGGCGAAGUAAUGCGACGGUUAAAAUGUGUUUCGUUUUUUUUUAAAUCUAGGAACUUAGGUUAAGUCAUUACCCGGAUAUACGUACACGCUUCUUUUUGGUCCCGGCACUACCAUUAAGCGAAGGAAACGAGAAUAAGACUAAGAUAGGAAACAAAAAAACCCGAUAUUGUAUAUAGUAAGGCCAUCCUGUGGGGUGGUCCGUAAAACCUUAACUUAUCUAGCAUCACCUGGUUCCCGGUACAGCUACAUCUCUGUUUUAUGUGUGUGUGUGUGUGUGCGUGCUGUAUCGGCAAAGGGGAGGGGGAUCAUGUAUAUGGGGGGUCCUUCUUUAGCUGUCCUUCCCAAGAGUUUUAUCGACUCAUCAAAGAAAAUGGGGUUUGUGCUGGUUUGCACGCGGUAUGGGAAGUCCCGUACCCAACAACAUUACAUUACCAUUACAUUACCUGCGCGCGUGUAUGUAUGUGUGUGUGUGUGUGAGAGAGAGAGAGAUUGUAUGUGUGACACAUUUUUAAUUCAACUCUAGAUACUAAGCAUUUUAAAUUCGUUCGUUUAAAAGCCACUAAGCUAAGUUUGUUUUAUCUGUAUACGAACAUUGAACACAUGUAAAUGUCAGGAAACGGAUACAGGAAGGAGAGAGAUGAGAGAGCGGAAAGGGAGGACAUGAAUUUGUAACUACGCCAAACAAUAUCAUGCGAUGUGAGUUACGGUGCGCCGCUUUAUAGGUGCAUUAGACACCACUACUACUGAGGUGGAAGAAGCGCGCAAUGGCGUGUAAGAAGAGUUGUGUGUUCGUGUGUACCUGUGUGGUGGUUCAUCUUCUUCAUGUACAUAAUUCAGAACCAAGAAAAGGCAACCCGAGGUACCGAGUUUUUUUUUGGUUUGUUUUGUACGGUUGAUUAAAAUAUGUGUAUCGUAGGGCAAUAUUAUAAUAUGGUCACGGUGACGUCGACGCAUAACGGUGUUGACGAUGCAACCCCCCCCCCCCAGAAUGUUCCACGUUUCGUUCACAUCCUUCGGCGGCGUGUGUUCACGGGUGGGCGUGAUUUUGUAAAUUUUGUGUUUUGUGAUUUUCUCAUCUAUCAUCUUCGAUCGUUGCAAAGCAUACGGAUCCUAGAUAGCAGCUUCUAGCACGACCACACAUAUUUCUUAAGCCUGAGCUCCCGAAAGCCCUCUUGCCCCGGGUAUUCCCGGGGGUAGAGGGGUCGGCGAGAUUUCGAAUAGAAGGGUUGGGACAGAAUCUUGUGAAUAGACUGGGCGCGCCCCAUUUCUGAGGAGGGGAGUAGUAGAUGUUUUCCAUGAGGACAAAUUUUUCUACACAAACAUCGAUAGGGAGAAAGAGGCCCUGCAAAACUUAGGAAUGAACAUAUGAAUCGGAACAAAUGGCGAAUGGUGAGAUAUUGAACACUUUGGAUUUUAUAGAGUUGUCACGCCUACGAAAUAUGACUCCUAUCUUAUCGCAACUGUAGUAGCAAGAUGAUAGUGUUUCCACGGCGAGAAGCCAUGAUUCCCACCAAGAAUAUGUCGGCUCCUCUCCCAAAUGGCUCUCUUUUAGGGAGCAUAUCCAUCGCUUGCUGAGAGUUGCUGAGACAACUUUUCUGUCUGUAAACGUAGUUUUCUGUUCCUGUACUACCUUUAGCCCUUUACUCUAUUACUAAUUUCAAUUCGUAUACGUUUUGUGUGCGUGCGAUAUGGCGUGGAGCGAGGUGGGUGGGUGUGGAAGAACAAUGUGCCUUUUUCAAACGUUUUCUGAAUCAAGUAGAUGUUUAGAUUUUAUCGACCUUUUUUUCUUUGUGGUUCUUAAAUUUUCUCAAUGGCGCGAAGUGUGUGUUUUGAUAUUUUGGAUCUCCAUUCUCCAUUUGUUUGUCCGGUUCAUAUACACGUGGCAUGAAUUUGAGGCAGACGACAAUAUGGACAGAUGUCAAAGGAUGUAUGGGACGGCAGGAGUGUGUGAUAUCUGUAAUAUGUAAAGAUUGCAAGGAAAAAUUGUAUAGGCACAAAGCAUGUUGAAAAAGAAAAGAAGUAUGUGAAAGACUCUCACAUGCAGAUAUUGCGUGGAACGUGAUGCGAUCGGGUAUUUAUCUUCGAAGAUGUGUAGAAGACGAGAGAUCGCUGUUCACUUCCUGACCCAUGCAUUUAUAGAAACCAAGUAUGUUCUCACUUUUUCUACUUUUUUUAAAAAAAAGAUUUUGUAUGUUUUUCGUUGACCUUUUCCUGCCAACCUCCAACCCGUGCUGAGCAAACGCGAUCGUGUGUCAUGUGGACGAGCUUUUACACGCUAUACGAUGAGCUCUGGUCCAUCUGACCUGAUCUGAGUCUUUAGGCCCCGUCCAUGUGGAGAGAGUGAUGGAUGGAGUUGAGACGUGUCUCCUCCAGAAUGACCACUCGGGAUAUCGGGUUGGUAGGCGAUGACUCUACACGCGAGACUUCUACUAAACAAGUCAAGUCCAGUGGCGGAUUAAGCUAAAGGCGCGAAGUUGGUGGCUGCCAGGGACCUCGUUGGUCAGAAAAACCCUGUUAGUCUUACUAUACAAAUUAGAGCUAGAAGAACCGAUGAACAGUGGGCGGCCUCGUAUAAGGGGUCUUGUAUAAGGGGUCUCUUAUAAGGGGUCUCGUAUUAGAGGGCCCGUCUCUAAAGCCCCACUGGGUUUUGCUGAUAUAGGGGGACUGGAAUUCUUGAUCUACCACCGGGUCAAGUCCAGUGCCCUAUGCAGCGCACAGCCACAUACAGUGAUGGACAAUAGAAUAAGACCGCUUCUAUACCCGAUUUUCAAACGACUGCUUUCGAUAUUUCUAAAAGGUAUAAUCAAACAAAACUUAGGCAAAAGCAUCCUCAACGUCUUAGGUUUUUGUUUCCAUUUUAGUUUUUUUUUACAAAAUGAAUUUCUCAAAUUAUUUAUUUAUAAUUCCAGUAUUACGGCAUGACGCCGUAUUGUCAGUCAGUAAAUUUGUCAAUUUCUCAAAUUAUUGAGUAAAAAAAUGUGACACAAAAAAAAUCUAACUGUUUUGAUAACAUACCUAAACUAUGUGAAGGUUGAAAAAUAUUAAGAGAGGAUGUCCAGAACUAUAUAAAAAAAGUUCGAUUUUUAAGUGUGAUGAAUAGGCCCAUUUUAUUGUAUAAUAUGUUUUGAGGGUAACAAAAAGAUACUUAAAAUUGAUAUCGGUUUUGAUGAUAAAAACGUUUUGCGAAUAUCUGUAAUUUUUUUUUUAAAUUGACACCAUUACCUCAGUUUUACGAUUUGAAAACAUCAAGUGGUCUUAUUCUAUAUUAUCCAGCACUGUGCAUGCCCCAAGGUCAUCCUUCUCUUGCAAAUAUGAUCAGCUCAUAUCUCCACGCAUUUACACCGUUGUGUUGUCACAAUCACUUUGACGAAGUGAUUCUGCACUGAGUAAUGGGUGCGCACAGCACUUCCUUUAUAAUACGUAUGUGUUUGCUUUAAGGAAUAGGAUAAGAAUGUAGCAUGUCUUUUGUGUCCUGUAGUUGCUAAAGGUGUAGUGGUCGGUCAUGUAAAAUUUCGCAAACCUCCUUCUUCAAUAGUCGGACAGAGGCCCCCUAACACGGGACAAAAACGCACCUUCCGUUGGUAGAGAACGAGCAAAUUAUUCAUUUCCGAGGUGUGACGAUAAAGACGAUCGAUCAUGUUCGUGGUAGUACACCGGUGGACAGGAAGAAGCAAAGGAAACCAUUAUUCCGACUAUUAAACUGUUAUUUGGAAAAAAAUAAUUGUAAGAAAGGGAGUAAUCCCUGUAAUCAAAUUGUGAAAAAAUACAUACGUACACACACACACACACACUCACUUAUCAGCAAGCUAAGCAAGCGAUACUAGCAACAAGACUAGGAAUCGGCUGUGAAACACCGGCAGUGGCGGUUCGUGCGAUUUCAUUAGUGUGUGUGUGUGUGUGUGUGUGUGGAAAUGAAAGUGAUGGUGACUAUUUUUUAACUAAGCGGGAACCUAAGCGAGGAAAGGAUUAAGUGAUCGGAUAAUGGGUGGAGAAACAAAACAAAAAGGGCAGGAUAACGAUCCUGUUUAUGAAAGCAUUGUAGUAGUUGGUAAUACAGAGUAGGUUAGUGUUGAAAAGCCUAGUGCGUGUGUGUGUGUGUGCGUAUGCGUAUUAGUUUUAUCAUAUUAUUUUUAAGGCUACUAAUAUAACAAGCUAGCGAUUAAAGUACUGUAGCAGUAAGUGAUCUCCAAUUGUGACUAAUAUUAAACGCUUAAAAAGGAAAUGACGUAUGUUUUGUACGCACACACACACACAUAAACACAAAUAGGUAGAAUGGUCUCCGUGUGCGAUCGAGAUUGAGAUUGAUUUAUAAUACACUCACACACACACACACACACAUACACCCACACAUCUAUAAGUAAACAGAAAAGGAUCUUCUCGCCCUCCUAUGUAUGUGUGUGCGUGUGUGGGUGGAUGGAUAGAUGGAUGCACGAAAGAUAAGGAGACACACACACACACACCACAACACUGCGAACUGCGCAAGAUGGCGUGACAUCGUCUACAGGGAUAAGGAAUAAGGAUAAGGAUAUAGGCGAGUAAGGAUAGCAGUCGAGCAAAAGAAAAAUAAGAAAUGAAGGGAAACCGAAUGAUAUAUACAGAAAGUAGCGCGAAUGGCGACGGAGCAAAAGAUUAUUAUAUGAUGGUGUGUAAGAAGGCUGGUACACUGAGGAAGAAAACAAAAAAACCUUAGAAAAACAUAUUAAUCUAAAACCGUAAAAUCAUUCAAAUAAAUUGUAUUACGAAUGCGCAGAUUCGAUACGAGCGCACACACAUCAGAGAGAAAAGGAGAGAGAGAAAGGGAGAGGAGUGUUGGAGAGCACACGUGGACGAAGACGGUUUGUUAAGCGACGGUUUAAUGUAAUUAUAGAACAUGGUGUGUGCAUGUGUGCGGGUGUGCCCUAUCAACAAGAUUCUACAUUAAAGUAUAAAACAAACAAAAGUAAGAAACAAACACACACACAAACACAGCAUAUUACUAUAUUACAACACAUCCAUCAAAAUGAGUAAAAAAAAAACAUUAAAUGUCAGCUUAGGAAAGAAGAGAAGUACAGGAAGAGUAAAGACAAAAAAACGCAA